AUGCCUACGUUACCAUUAUUAAAUCCCAACGAAGAACGCGUUGAAAUUUUUUUAACGGAACUGAUGAAAAUCAAUUCCUGCACUGGGAAUGAAGAAGACCUAUCGGCUGCUUUAACAGUGUAUUUCAAGGCAACAGGAUGGCAUGUCUUGCAGCAACCGUUGAAAAGUGACCCAAAAAGACAUAAUCUUUUGGUUACUAAGACUCCAUACAUAGCUCCAGGGCCUCGGUAUGUGCUGAAUACUCAUAUGGAUACAGUUCCACCGUAUAUUGCACCAGCAUACGAUGGCACUAAAAUUACAGGGAGAGGAGCAAAUGAUGCGAAAGGACAACUGGCAGCAAUGAUAUUUGCUGCCCAAAAAAUAGCGAAAGAGGAUCCCAACCUUGCUGAAAACAUCGGUCUGUUGUUGGUUGUAAGUGAAGAACUUGAUCAUAUUGGCAUGGUGGAAGCAAAUAAUCUAGGACUGGUUCCGGAAUUUUUUAUGAUCGGUGAACCAACGGAAUUGAAAUUUGGUCGUUUACAGAAAGGAGCAGUGAAAGUAGUAUUAAAAGUUCAGGGCAAAGCGGCACAUUCUGGUUAUCCUCAUUUGGGUGACAGUGCUAUCGAUAAGCUACUGGAUAUUCUACAUGAUAUCCGAACUCAUGAGUGGCCAUCAGACAAAACAUUUGGAUCAACAACCGUCAAUAUUGGCCUUAUAUCAGGAGGUGAAGCGUUAAAUGCGUUAGCGGAACAUGCCUCAGCAGCUAUUUUUUUCCGUGUAACCACAUCUACUGCUGAUAUUUUGGAACAGUUGGAAACUAUUGUUGAUGGACGCGCCAAAAUUGACCAAUCGUUUGGUAAAAAUGAACCAAUAUUUCUCACAGCUCCACCACCGCCUUACGAUUCGGAAGUGGUCGCAUUCAAUACCGAUUUACCUUACUUCAUAGCUCGUGAUAAAUUGAAAGCAGCAUACUUAUUUGGAGCAGGCUCGAUAACAAAUGCUCAUUCCAAAGAUGAACAUAUUCUUGUGGAAGAUCUUAAGAAAGCAGUUGAAAUUCAUAUCUCUGUUUUCAAGUAUACUCUCAAGACUGCAAAUAUUUGA
Molecule: messenger RNA, 1080 nt
Organism: Brugia pahangi
Lineage: Eukaryota; Metazoa; Nematoda; Chromadorea; Rhabditida; Onchocercidae
Source: the annotation of a GenBank genome assembly